AACUGGGGACGGGUGGCUAAUUCAAGGACUGGUCACGUGGCUCAGAGACUGGCUUCAGCAAUGGAGGACAAAGUUUGAGUCCAGUCUUUCUACCUUUGCUUCUUCACCUCAGGCUUGCUUCAUGGUGCUGGGAAGGGCCCCGCCCAGGGGACAGAGGCAGUUGCAUAGGAUUGUCAUUCUAGAUGAGCAUUAUCAACCUGUAUCUCUCCAAAACCACAGGGGUCCCUAAGACCAUCAGAGAACACAGAUAUUUACAGUUGGUGGGUAGGAAAAUUAUAGUCAUAAAUUAGCAACAAUAAUUCUAUGGUUGGAGUCACCACAACAUGAGGAACUACAUUAAAGGGUCGCAGCAUUAGGAAGGAUGAGAGUCACUGCUCUCGAUAGAGCUUGGGGCCUACAGGUUUGGGAAUCAGAUGUCUAGUUAGUGAGCCUUUCAAGGCUGACUCAGAAGGGGUAACCUGGGACUCUGCGGAGGGCCAUGACAGGCAGAAUCCUGGCUGUCUUAGUUAGGGUUCCGUUGCUGUGAACAGACACCGUGACCAAGGCAAGUCUUAUAAGGACGACAUUUAAUUGGGGCUGGCUUACGGAGGUCCAGUUCAUUAGCAUCAAGGCAGGAGCAUGGCAGCGUCCAGGCAGCCAUGGCGCAGGAGGAACUGAGAGUUCUACCUCUUCAUUCAAAGAAGCCGGGAGCAGACUGUCUCCUGCGUGACUAGGAGGAAAGUCACAAAGCCCACCCCUACAGUGACAUACCAUCUACUCCAACAAGGCCACACCUCCUGAUAGUGCCACUCCCUAGGCCAAGAAUAUUCAAAGCACCACACUGACCCUGUGUGAGGUGAGGCUGGGUUGCCAGGUGACCAUCCCAGGGCAGCCACCCACUGUCCACCACUCACUGCCCACCACCCACUGUCCACCACCCACUGUCCACUUCUGUGCCCACUCAGCAACAGCGACUACCCUGAUACUGCUCGCUCCUUUGCCACCAUGUCGAGGCAGCUCAACAUGGACACCCUGCGGCAAAACUUCUGGAAGGAGGAAUAUCUCAAAGAGAUGAUGUUGCGCUACGAAUGGCAGCGCAAAUAUGGGACUCUGGUGAAGGCCAAGCAGAAGGCUAAGGCUGCGUCCCGUCUGCCCCUGAAACUGCCCACCCUGCAGCCUAAGACCCCAGCCACACCCCAGCCUGCCACCAAAACAGCCCCGUCUAGAGCCCCCAGCCCCACCCCAGAGCCUUUUACUCUGUCAGAAAUGUACCCAGUCCCGCCUGGCACCAAAGCCCUACUGUAUGAAGGCAUCUCUCAUGACUUUCAGGGGCGCUACCAGUAUCUCAACACCCGAAAACUGGACCUGCCAGAGACGCGUUACCUGUUCCCCGUCACCACCAACUUCACAUAUGGCUGGCAGCUGGGCCCUGCAACAAAGCAAGAAUUGGUCUCCUGCAAGAUGUGCCGAAUUGAGUCAUUCUUCCGUAAGAAUGGUGCCUUUGCACUCCUGGACCCACGAGAUCUGGCCCUCUGA
Messenger RNA from Apodemus sylvaticus (European woodmouse), 1515 nucleotides. RefSeq names its product ATP6V1F neighbor (gene Spmip1). The record is from RefSeq and is a predicted model, not a curated record. The transcript is spliced from 2 exons. Lineage: Eukaryota; Metazoa; Chordata; Mammalia; Rodentia; Muridae. Bases 985 to 1515 code for a protein of 176 amino acids.